Messenger RNA from Aspergillus uvarum CBS 121591, 393 nucleotides. RefSeq lists its product as uncharacterized. Lineage: Eukaryota; Fungi; Ascomycota; Eurotiomycetes; Eurotiales; Aspergillaceae. The coding region runs from base 1 to 393 and encodes 130 amino acids. The record is from RefSeq and is a predicted model, not a curated record. The transcript has a single exon.
AUGGCCAACGCCACCGAGAUCCAAGGCUUCGCCUCCCGCCGCAACAACACCUGCCUCGCCGACGAGGUCAGCUGCGGCCGCACCUGGGACACCUGGUACGCCUGCUGCCCGGCCGGCUCCUACUGCCCCGGCAGCAAGGUCAGCAUCCCCAACAACGUCUGCUGCCCGAGCUGGACCGACUGCACCGCCCAAAUCGAGGACCCGCCCGUGUGCGCCGGCGCCCAGUGGGCCCUGUACAACUACAGCGGGUACUUCUGCUGCGAGGAGAACACCCAGGGGUUCGGGGUCAAGGAGAAGACCUGGGUCGGGUGCGCGCCGGCGGGGUUCCAGGGGGAUGCCUCGUUUUCGGCGUUGAAUGUCAUUGCGCAAGGUAUUUUUCUUCGUCCUCCUUGA